AAGGUUGUCUUUCGUUAUGGUAAAUUCUAAUUUAUAUGAUUAUGCAAAUCCAUGCAUACUUCUGUCUUCAGAUUACAAUGUCAGCCUUCCCAGCUCCAACCAAUCAAGCGAAAGAUGUGCCCUCCAAUGCAGUGUGAAGCAUCAAGAGGUCUACUCAUUGGCAACAUGACUUCUUUAAGCACCUGCAAUCGCUCAACUUGUGCCUACGCUGGCUAUAACAACCAAACCAUCUUCACAUCCCUUACUGUGGAGUCUACAUGUUCACCAGGCAAAUGGAAGCUUAAACUAAUUAUAGGAUUGGCAGUAUCUGCAGCCACCACUUCAGCAAUCAUUUUCAUAGUGCUGCUCUUCACGCUCAAAACAAAACUAUUAACAAAUUUGAAGUCUCUAAACUUCCAUCUAACAAUCAAGAACGAUGAAAGGGUUGAGGCAUUCUUUCUUAAGUAUGGUUCGCUUGCUCCCAAGAAAUUUUCCUAUUCAGACAUCAGGAAAAUAACCAAAUCAUUCAAUGAUAAAUUAGGUCACGGAGGAUAUGGCAGUGUAUAUAAAGGAGAAUUACCUGAUGGCAGUAUUGUGGCAGUGAAAGUACUCAGCAAAUCCAUAGGGGAUGGACAGGAUUUCAUCAAUGAAGUUGCCAGCAUUAGUAGAACCUCCCAUGUCAAUAUUGUUACCCUAUUGGGGUUCUGUUAUGAGAGGUCAAAAAGAGCUUUGAUUUAUGAAUUCAUGCCCAAUGGAUCCCUAGAUAAGUUCAUUUAUAAUCAAGGAUCUCCAGAGAGCCAACAGCUUGCAAUUAAGACCUUGUAUGAGAUAGCAUUAGGCAUUGCUCGAGGACUAGAAUACUUGCAUCGAGGAGUAUCUUACAAGUCCGAUGUGUAUAGCUAUGGCAUGAUGGUGUUGGAAAUGAUUGGGGGAAGAAAGAAAGUUAAUGUGGAAGUGUCUCACACCAGUGAAAUAUAUUUUCCAUCUUGGCUGUAUAAGCAGCUUGAAAAGCCCGAGAAAUUGAAUCUAGACCGAGUCAUAGCUGAAGAGGAAGAAGAAAUAACAAGAAAGAUGAUAAUAGUGAGCCUUUGGUGCAUCCAAACAUUUCCAUCAAACAGACCCUCAAUGAGUAGGGUGGUAGAGAUGUUGCAAGGAAGCCUUGAAGCUUUGCCAAUUCCACCCCAAGACUGCUCCACCACAUCAUCAUCAUCAUCCUCAAAUCCAUCCAUAAUGCAGGUUAACUCAUACUCUUCAACUUCAGACUUUGUUUAGUUAAAAUCAUUGUUAACAAUUUGGUCUUCAAUUUCUUUCUAAUUUUAACAACUUGUUUGAGACGAAAUGCUGUGGGUUUCGGAGCACCUUUGAGAUCAACUUCACUAUUUGGUACCUACUGUGUAAUCUCCAAUCAUAAAUUAAAAGGCUUUGUUGUAGUGCGUUUGACUUCUUUUUCUAAUGGAGUGUUCAAGAUAUGAUUUAUCUAUUUGUUCAUAUGGAUGAUCAUGUGUUGAAGAUAAAUGGAACAGUGCAGCAAGGUGACUCUGUUCAUGUGCACUGUUCAUGUCCAGUUGAGUUUCAUCAAUUGGUUGAGAAGUUUUUUGUUUGGUUUUCACUGUAAUUCUCAUGUUCAUUGAUGUUAAAUAUUUCCAUCAAAUGUAUGAUUUGGCUUUAAUUGUAUCCAAGUAACAUGUUCAUUGCUUUAAGGGGUUUAUAUUAUUAUUCAAAUAUAUUAAAUGAACACUA
Rubroshorea leprosula is the source of this 1719-nucleotide messenger RNA. The record is from the annotation of a GenBank genome assembly. NCBI's taxonomy places the organism in Eukaryota, Viridiplantae, Streptophyta, Magnoliopsida, Malvales, Dipterocarpaceae.